Pistacia vera is the source of this 1599-nucleotide messenger RNA. Its product is annotated as 1-acyl-sn-glycerol-3-phosphate acyltransferase-like. Gene Ontology annotation, biological process: phosphatidic acid biosynthetic process. NCBI's taxonomy places the organism in Eukaryota, Viridiplantae, Streptophyta, Magnoliopsida, Sapindales, Anacardiaceae. Bases 238 to 1182 code for a protein of 314 amino acids. Gene Ontology annotation, cellular component: membrane; endoplasmic reticulum. The record is from RefSeq and is a predicted model, not a curated record. The transcript is spliced from 6 exons. Gene Ontology annotation, molecular function: 1-acylglycerol-3-phosphate O-acyltransferase activity.
UUAGUCUUAUUUGGUGAAAAGGUUUGGUGGGUAUUUGUCAAAAAUGUUUAAAAAACUAUACUUUGUAGUAGUGGUGUUUGUUGUUUGAGUUUUGUUUGGUAACCAAGAAAACUACAGAGUAAGUCUACGGAUAGCCAUUUACUUUUGCUUGGCGAGGAGGCUAUUCUGUCCUUGUUUUCUUUUGUUUUGUUGAUAUUCGAGGAAAUAAUUUAAGUGCAAUCUUUUGAGUUUUGACAUAUGGACAGCACCGGAAGUGAUUCUUUUCUGAGGAACAGAAGGUUUGAUAAUUUCUUCAACACAAGUUCUGAGCCUCAUGUGAAACAACCACCAAAAAUUCCAGUGAAACAAGUUGAACACAGGCCGCCGCGAACGAAUAAAGAAUGUGUUGAUAGUGAUGAUGAUGAUGGUGGAUGGUUCUGUGUGUUGAUAUCUUGGGUAAGAAUUGUCACUUGUUUUGUGACAAUGAUGGUCACAACCUUCAUCUGGGCACUGGUUAUGGUUCUGCUGUUACCUUGGCCUUAUAAGAGGAUUAGGCAAGGCAAUGUUUAUGGACAUGUUACUGGUAGAUUAUUGAUGUGGAUCUUGGGGAAUCCAAUAAAGAUUGAAGGUACUGAAUUCUCUAAUGAAAGGGCGAUAUACAUCAGUAAUCAUGCAUCUCCAAUAGACAUCUUCCUUAUAAUGUGGUUGACUCCCACGGGCACUGUUGGCAUUGCAAAGAAAGAGAUCAUAUGGUACCCUCUGUUUGGGCAACUUUAUGUUUUGGCCAAACAUAUCCGUAUAGAUCGCUCCAACCCCUCUGCAGCCAUUAAGUCAAUGAAAGAGGCAGCUCGUGCAGUUGUCGAAAACAAACUCUCUUUGAUCAUUUUUCCUGAGGGUACCAGGUCCAAAAACGGACGACUUCUUCCCUUCAAAAAGGGUUUUAUUCAUCUGGCACUGCAAUCCCGCCUCCCAAUAGUUCCAAUGGUCCUAACUGGUACUCAUCGGGCAUGGAGAAAUGGCAGUUUACAUGUUCGACCAACACCUAUUACCGUAAAGUAUCUCCCUCGAAUAAGUACCACUGAUUGGACAGCCAACAAGGUUGAUGACUACAUGACAAUGCUACGUGACAUAUACGCCAAAAACCUUCCUGAGCCUCAAAAGCCUCUUGUACAGGAAGGCACCAUAACUGGUUCCAAUUCUUAGCUCAGGUUUUUCUCUCCUGGGAUGAUACCCCUUGUUAAAAGCAAUUAUAAUCAUAGUCGAAUAGAUUAGCAGCGGUACCGAUGUAUCAUACUGCCGAUGCUCUUGCCGAAUAGUCUUUGUUCUAUAUAAAGCAUUCAUUUAUCCCAAUCAAUGGAGGAUGGUUCUUAUUUUCAUUAAAAUUUGUAGAGACUGUCAAAAUUAGAAGGGUCAGUUUCAGGACCUUGAAUGUCUUGUUUCUGUCAGUUUCUUGUUUACAUUAUUGUAUGAAUAUUAAAUAUUAAAUUAGGCAUAAUGUUUGUUGAGGAAAAAACAGUUCAACUUCACCAGAAAAAGGUUCAUAGAACCAUCUAGAUUUCUUUCAUGUAAAGACAGGUCAAGCAGAAGGAAAAUGAUAAACAUAGAAACCAUUAAAGUUUU